AUGUACAAACAAACAAUAAAGACUGUAUCGAUUGACAAAGACGAACAUACCACCGCAAAUAGAGCACGGCAUCGAUACCAUCAUGCCUCACAGCACGCGCUGCAUACCCCAAAUGACCUUCAACUCCGUGGGCAAUCCCCCGUACGUCAUGGUAAGUUCCUCCCCCUUCUCCAUCUCCUGCAAGAAGCGCAGGCAAAUGACAGGCUCAUGGGCUGUGGGGGUAUGCUCUGGAAGAACCAUCAGCGCCACAUAUUCUCAUGCUCAUUGUGGUUGCACAUAUCAAUCAUAGGGCAGAAAAACGCGAUGGGUUCCUUCACAAAAUUUUUAUCGUCCUCCGGCCCAAUGAUCUCAAAGACGUUUUCAAAAGGCGUCUCACUAAACGCAUGCCGCAGCGUCGAGCAGUGGUCAGUCGGGGCCAUGCGGCUGAAUAUCAUCGACAACGACCACUGA
Trypanosoma rangeli is the source of this 450-nucleotide messenger RNA. RefSeq lists its product as uncharacterized. The transcript has a single exon. Lineage: Eukaryota; Euglenozoa; Kinetoplastea; Trypanosomatida; Trypanosomatidae. The record is from RefSeq and is a predicted model, not a curated record. Bases 1 to 450 code for a protein of 149 amino acids.